This is a messenger RNA of Cucumis melo (muskmelon), 750 nucleotides long. RefSeq names its product NADH dehydrogenase [ubiquinone] 1 beta subcomplex subunit 8, mitochondrial. The transcript is spliced from 4 exons. The record is from RefSeq and is a predicted model, not a curated record. Bases 159 to 542 code for a protein of 127 amino acids. NCBI's taxonomy places the organism in Eukaryota, Viridiplantae, Streptophyta, Magnoliopsida, Cucurbitales, Cucurbitaceae.
UUUCAAUAAUAAUUUUAUAGUGUUGUCAUUUCUUUUUUUUUAAUUUUAAUAAAAACCUUUGUGUUUGCCCCAUUGCUCCGAUUGUUCUUAAGAACAAAGAACUCAAAAGAGGAACAAGACGAAGAUUUGGGAAUCCUGAAGAACGAAAACCACCGAAAAUGGCAGGCAAAUUGACCAAUUUGGGUUCAAAAAUCCUUGGUGGAAAUGGCGUUGUUGGUCGCUCAAUCGCUUCAUCUCUUCGACUUCGCUCCGGCAUGGGCCUUCCCGUCGGCAAACAUAUUGUUCCCGACAAACCCCUUCCUGAGAAUGAUGAACUGGUUUGGGAUAAUGGAACUCCUUUUCCCGAGCCCUGUAUUGAUCGCAUUGCAGAUACAGUUGGGAAGUAUGAAGCCUUGGCUUGGUUAUGUGGGGGAUUGGGAUUUUUUGCAUCUCUGGGAUUUUUGGCAGUGUGGAACGAUAAAGCGUCUAAGAUUCCAUUUGCGCCAAAAGUGUAUCCAUAUGACAACCUAAGAGUGGAGCUUGGUGGAGAUCCAGAAGCUUAGAUAGCUAUAGACCUCAAGUGGAAUGCAUUUUGGUAAUGUUUCUUUUCAGACACAAAAAAUCCUUGUUGAAUCGUUUGCCUUUGGAAUUUGCUAUGCAUCAAAAUAAUGGAUUUUGUUGCCUGUGCUGAAAUCUCUCUUUGGCAUUGCUGUAAAUCACUUCUAUAUUUUGAUUCUUAUAAUGAGGUUCUGAAGACCCUUUUGCCACCAA